AUGACAAGUCGCUAUAAGCCCGAGCUCCUCAAGUUUAUGUCCUACAAGGACGGCGUCGAGUACAACAGCGAUCACGCCUUCACUAUGGAGGAGUUGCUUGCUAUAACCCCCGAGCACGUAUGCCACUGGAUGAAUGAGCUAGCGUACGGAAGCCCAGUCCCCAGCGACGACAUGAGACCUGUUCAUCGCAGAUCUGCCACUUUAGAGUUCUCGAAGAAAGCCAUAUCAUCCUUCAUGCCCCGAAUAAACGCAUCGUGGGAUCCUGUGACAGCGCACGGAAAUUCUACGCGAUCAGACGCAGUUAAUAAGCUGAUUAAGCGAGUGAAGAAGUUUGAGGUUCGCAGAGAGGGUGUCGAGCCAAAAGCGCGGCGAAGCCUGGAGUUUGACGAGUUCCUGAAUUCGUUGUCUCUUGUGCGCUCAAAAUGGGGGAAGGGUGAGACGGCGUACAUGGUGAGCAGCGUCCUUACCUUGCAGUGGCACAUUAUGGCUCGUAUAGAUGACAUGAUGAAGUUACAGUUUGCCAAUUUUGUGCCGAAUAGGCAGUACCCUUCCACGCUAUUGUGCCAGAUGCGAUGGUCGAAGAACAUACAUGAAGAACGAGACGCCCCUGAGCAGAUUGUACUCGGCAGUAUGGACCCAAAAAUGUGUGGGUUACUCAACUUGGCCGUCUACAUUGAGACGAGCACGAAUGUUUCUAACUCGGAGUUCAUCUACGGUCACCCGAAGGAUGGGAAUCGCGUGGUGCGUCGGUUUCUGGGAGACAUCAUUACAAACACCGCUUUUAAGAAUAUGAAGACAGGGAAACUUGGAACACACAGCUUUCGCAAGGGUGCAUCAACGUAUGCUUCUCGGUGCGGAAUGUCAAAGGACUUUGUUAACCGCCGUGGACGCUGGAGGACACGCAAAGGCGUUGUUGACGUCUACAUUGACAACACGCAGCCAUACCCCGAUGCCUGCACUGCAGCAGCACUGGCGGGACCACUAGGUCCAUGUUUCUACGUACGCAAACAUGGGAUUGACUGUGUUUCUCCAACACUAUUUGUUGACCAGAUAGCACCUACAAUCAAACAAGUGAUGGGUGAGGCGGUGGCAACUACACUGGCGAUGCCGUUGUUAUGGGCAGCUAUGGAACCCUCUGACAACUACACAUACGAGCUCAUUCCAGAUCGACUCAAGCAGAAAAUUAUUGGCGCUUACGUUAAUUCGGGAGGGAGUGAAUCUCUAAAUCCGAUAGACCGAGUGGGUGCAACAGACGUUAAUCGUCGAGGAAUUAUUGCUGGUAGCAGCACAGGAGGAGAAGGUUCUCGCCGAGAGUUUGCUUCUCUUCACUCGCAGUAUGCAGCCGUACAGCGUUCAGUGUCAGAGCUUAUGAGCGAGAUGCAGCGGUCUCGACAUGAAAACCAACGUGAACUGCAAAAGAUUCAGACGAUAUUGAAGCGAGUAAUGAUGCAGCCAGCAGUCCGCUUAGACGCGCCUUCACAUGUGGUAGUUUAUCCGGAAAAGAGAGUUGCACGGUUAUCAAAGCGACCAAAGGACUUGUUCGAGCUCUGGCACGAAUUUCAGUUUGGUAAUGGUGGGCUCAAGCCAGCAAAGGACUUUACACCGGUCGAACGAGGUGCCAACAAGUUUGCAUUUUCUCGGAGAAAGGUCUUUUGGGAUAUCGUGGCGGCACUGAUUCGUUCGGGUUACACUAGUGAUACUGCGAUAGAUAAAAUUUACGCUGUGUACGGUAGGCAGCUCCCUGUGUCGAGCAUCCUGACUGCUCUGCGUGGCAAGGUGGCCAUGCAAGUCUUCGCCUGUAAUAAUCUUCCACAGUACUAA
This is a messenger RNA of Phytophthora nicotianae INRA-310, 1821 nucleotides long. RefSeq lists its product as hypothetical. The coding region runs from base 1 to 1821 and encodes 606 amino acids. The transcript is spliced from 2 exons. Gene Ontology annotation, molecular function: DNA binding. The record is from RefSeq and is a predicted model, not a curated record. Lineage: Eukaryota; Oomycota; Peronosporomycetes; Peronosporales; Peronosporaceae. Gene Ontology annotation, biological process: DNA recombination; DNA integration.